UGUACUCGACGGUCUCUCGUUGCGUCACGCCCGUUAAUCCAUCCGGUCCCGUAAUUCUUAGUGUCUAUUGUUUAGAUAAUAAGAGCCUUCGUGCCCGUCGUACGCGAAGGACUACUCACUACCUCGCUCCAUAUUUUUGUACCUGGAAGCCGAGUUCACUGUCACCGUCACGGUUUCGAGUAAAUUUGCCGGACUAGGUGAAAAGAGUUGGAAUUGUUGGAUCGAAAGCAGCACGUGGCUGUCGACACCCAUCACGUGAUCCCGCGUUUGCACCUUCCUGCUCGACCUUAAAGACGUCGGCACGGAACGAACCUCUCUUCGACACCCCUCUUCUCCAUCUUUGACUGGAACCACUCGUUCAAUUCCAGCUGAGACCGCCACCAUCGUUAGGAUCUUUGAUCCGCUAUUCAUUCCAUCCGGCGGCUCGAUCUGACAUCGUUCGUCAACCAACGUCAUGCAGACCUUCGCUCUUCUCGCCCUGGCGGGCCUCACCUCGCUCGUUCAGUCAACACCAGUGGCUCCUGCCCAACCACGCUCGCUUCCCCAGGCUCAACCGCACAUCCACACUCGACAAGCUGACAACUCGUCGAGUCCCGCAUGUGCACAGGUCUCACAGGCUUUGUACGGAAGUGGUACAACAGUUAUCAGCCAGCUUGUGCCUGCUGGCAUGGCAUGGGAUUGCAUCAACAGCGUCCCUCUCAAUGCCACUUCCGCUAAGCUCCUCAUCGAGUCCCUGAAGCCAUACAUUGUUAUGCAGAGCACGCUCACCGUCCUGAAGGACCCACCUGCAGAGUAUGUUGAGAAGGUGCAGCCUGCAGUCGACAUCAUGGGCGGUCUCGAUAAGAUCGUCAGCGAUGUCGACUCUGGCAAGUUCGCCAAUGAGUACGCGUUCGGGUGGGCACUCUACACCUUGAUCCAGAGUGCGCAUGAUGGCCACUUCACCUACGUACCAGAGUCGGUUGGUGGUAUUUUCACAUGGGGUCGCAACGUACCACUUGUUUCUGUAUCCGAGGACGGUGAGCAACUGCCUGCAGUCUUCGCAUUCGAGGACGUUCUCGGUCUCCAGUACAAGAAUAUAUCUUACACCCCGUCGGCUGUUGUUAAGAUCGAUGGCAUGGAGACAGCAGAGUUCUUGGAGAACCUGAGCCAGUUUGGAUCGCUUCAGGACCGUGAUGCAUUAUACAACAACGUCUUCUACGAACUUGCACAGGUGGGCCUGGGUGAGUCUGGCAGCGGAACUGGUAUGUUCACAGGUGGUGGCCGUGGUCGAUAUGUUUUCCCGGGAGCAACAACUGCGUUUACCUUUGCCAACGGUACCGAGCGCACUAUUGCGAACUUUGCGCGUGUGAGGUACAAUUUCCGCCGCAUCAACACCGGAGAAGACCUCGCAAAGGAGUGGUUCAACUACGGCAGUGCCGUAUCCGCUCAGGUCGCCUCGCAAGAACCCGAGGCUGUUUCGACGACCGCUUCUGGUGCUACAGGACCCGGGUACCCCGAUCCCGCGACCAUCGGUCCUCUUAACCUCAUCAAUGGUUUCUACAUCGACGCCCCAGGAUACGAGGAUGUCGCAGUGCUAUCUGUCCCCAACUUCGUUGGUACCUCUGUCGCUCAAGUUGCUUUCCAGAAGACCUCGCAGGAGUUCAUUCCGAAGGCGCUCGCCGAUGGCAAGACCAAGCUCAUCCUCGAUCUUCAAGCCAACGGAGGUGGAACUAUCCUGCAAGGAUACGACUUGUUCAAGCAGUUGUUCCCCGAUCUUGACCCUUACGGCGCCAACCGCUACCGCGCCACCGAAGCGGCAGAUUUGAUCGGCCAGUCGUACAGCAAGCGCGCCUCCCUGGCUCCCCGCGGAUCGAACAGCUCUCUUAUGUCGGCGCAGUCUUCUUACUUCGAUUACCACCAGGAUAUGACUGUCGAUGGAGAGCCGUUCACCUCAUGGGCUGAGAAAUUCGGACCAAAUGAGGUCAACGGAGACCAGUACACCACCCUCUCACGUUGGAACCUCUCCGAUGUCUACACCAGCGCCAGCUCUGGGGGUAUCAACAUCACCGGAUACGGGCCUCUUGCUAACAUCACGGGACCCCCCAGGUUCAAGCCGGAGAACAUUGUCAUCGUCACGGAUGGAUACUGUGCCUCAACCUGCACCAUUUUCACCGAGUUCCUGACCAAGCAGGCGGGUGUCAAGACAAUCGCUAUGGGAGGUCGCAGCAACAAGGAUGCGAUUCAGGCUAUUGGUGGUGUCAAGGGUGUAAACAACUACCAGUUUGGGUACAUUCAGCAGGCUGCACUGAGCGCUAUCCGAUGGAACCCUGCAGUCAAUGACUCAAUCCUCGUCGAGUACCAGAACGAUCUGCCAUUCUACCGAGCAGCUGGUGGCGUAUCACCUGGUGUCAACGUGCGCGAUGGCCUGCCUCUGAACGAUACUGCAGGUAUCGCCCUGCAGUUCGUAUACGAGGAAGCCGACUGCCGUCUCUUUUACACUCCUGAGAUGACCGUCGACAUGACAGCAAUCUGGACAGCAGCUGCUGACGCUCGGUGGGGUCAGGGUGGCAAGUGCGUGGCUGGCGGGAACUACGGUCAGAAGCGCAGUAGCUUCGAAGCCACCACUGAGCUCAAGCCUCGCCGUGUGCACGUCUCUCAGGCCGUUGCUGUUAAGAAGGUGCAGACCUUCGAGAACACUUUUGGUCUGAAGACCAACUGCCACAUGAAGGGAGACGGCUUCAUGCACCCAUAAUUGUUUGAAGCAGGACUGGCCGGUUCGCUUACAUGGGCGGCGUUUAUUGAAAGCUUGCAACAAAUGCAGGCGAAUAAUCAGAGAUAUUGAC
This is a messenger RNA of Boeremia exigua, 2822 nucleotides long. RefSeq names its product peptidase S41 family protein-like protein. The record is from RefSeq and is a predicted model, not a curated record. NCBI's taxonomy places the organism in Eukaryota, Fungi, Ascomycota, Dothideomycetes, Pleosporales, Didymellaceae. Gene Ontology annotation, biological process: proteolysis. Gene Ontology annotation, molecular function: serine-type peptidase activity. The coding region runs from base 455 to 2731 and encodes 758 amino acids. The transcript has 2 exons.